This is a messenger RNA of Rhizophagus irregularis DAOM 181602=DAOM 197198, 999 nucleotides long. NCBI's taxonomy places the organism in Eukaryota, Fungi, Glomeromycota, Glomeromycetes, Glomerales, Glomeraceae. The record is from RefSeq and is a predicted model, not a curated record.
AUGUCCAAAUUCAGCUACAUGCGCACGUGGAUUCUCAACCUUAAGGUGACUUUUGAGAGACGUUUAAACCUCAAAUUGGCAACAUUAGCACAGAAAAAUGUACGUCUUAGUAAUGACGAAAUAAAUAUUCAUAUAGCGGAGACUUUCAAAGAAACGGACGAGGAUGAUAAUGAUGAUCUUACUCUUACUCAUAAAUCUACUGGUAGUGAAAAAAUUCCAAAAGACAAUUGUUAUAUUUUAAUCGAACCUGUAUGGAUCAACAAAUUUAUUGAUUUAUCACACGAUUUAAUAAUUAAAGAUAUUAAUGUUUUAAAGGAUCUCUUAGACGAUUUUGAUGAGAAUAUGAACAAUGACAACACAGGUCGAAAAGUGAAAAAUCAGGCAUCAAUCAUAAGUAAUGAUGCUGGUAGUAGUGAAGAUGAUAAUAAAAAUGGGAAAGGCUAUUAUAAUUAUAAUGUAGAUGAUUUAUUAUAUAUUGAAAUUUCUCAUUUAUCAUUCCAGUUUUUUUCUAAUAUUGACGUAAUUCUUAUCCAUUUCUUAACACCACUUGUAUUGUCAUGGCAAAGAUUUCAGAUUUCUCAGUCAUUUACUUAUGAAGAUCAAUUGGUAACAUCAUUUAUUGAGGAUUUGAAAUCUAAUACCACCAGUACUGAUUUUGUAGAGAAUUUAAUUGACAAACCCCAAGUAACAUUACAAUUACUUCUAAGUGAACUCACUGUACUUACAUGGAAACAGUUACAAAAGGCAUUAUCUGUCACCAUUUCUGAAGGAAAUCGAUUUGAAGUUGCAUUUUCUACAGCAAAAACUGCUAUAAAUGUUGCUUUAAAAAUAAAAACUGAUGAAGAAUUAAUUAAGAUACUAAAAGAUUUUAUUGCAGCCAAAUAUGAAAAACAAUCAGAAAGAAAUGAUUAUACUAAUAAUAAUUUAGAAGUGAAUAAUUAUAUAGAAGAUCAAUUGACACAAGAUACUAGCAAUAUAAUUAUUCCUUACAACACUUAA